Molecule: messenger RNA, 1721 nt
Organism: Phyllotreta striolata
Lineage: Eukaryota; Metazoa; Arthropoda; Insecta; Coleoptera; Chrysomelidae
Source: the annotation of a GenBank genome assembly
UGUCGGUUGCAAUUCAAGCAUUUUAACUUUACUAUACUCGUUCGAUAGUAAAUUCAUUAGAAUGCCGAGAAAUAAUAUCAAAUGCCUGUUCAUCGGAUUCCUCAGGAUGUUCAAGUGCACGGGAACCAGCCGGAAUAGGGCCAUUGAUAAAUCUGAUCUAAUCGACCAAUCACCGACCAUGAAAGGGGAGCACGAAGAGUCCCCAUCAGGCUCUCCCAUCAGCAAAAAGAGCAGCCUCAACGAUGGCCUCGUCAUCAUCCCCACUAACGUGAGGUGCUUGGUCAAAAACCCCCUAGCAGACCACAGAAGAACCGGAUCCACAGGCACCACAGGCGACGAAUCCUACACCACCGACGACGACGAUGACGUCGACGAGCCGGACAUCACCAUCAAAGACCACGUCACCAGAGGCCUCUACGACAUAUCCACCAUCGCCGACAAGGUGACCAUCGACAGGAACAGCUCCGACAGCUCGAUGUUCAGCGACAAAUUCGUCGAGGAGCUCGACAAGGACCGCGACAGCGACGCCAAGAGCGCCUCGGGCAGCGAAUGGAGCUCGACCGGCGUCGUCCAGGUCGGGGAGCAAUCGUAUCUGCGGUUGCAGAACGAGCUCAGAGAGGCGAACCAGGAGUUGCGGUUGCGCGACGUCGAAUUGAACCGGCUCAAUAGGUUGCAGAGGAACGUCGAGGCCGAGCUGGAGGAUCUCACGGCCAGCUUGUUCCAGGAGGCGCACAACAUGGUCCGAGAGGCCAACGAGAAACAGGCGGCGGCCGAGAAGGCGCUGAAGGAGUCCCAGAUGAAGGUGGAAGUUUUGAGCGCCGAGGUGGCGGCUUUGAAGACGCUCGUCUUGACGUCGACGCCGAGUUCUCCCAAUCCCCAUUUGCAUCCCCAAAUCGGCAACGGAAAGGACGAAUCGGGUGCAAAAAAACACCACAGGCGCUCCCCUUCGGAUUUCAAUCUCAAAUACGGCAGGGAAUCCCCUCCUGCGGAGUCCCCCGUCAAAAACUCCUUCUGCUUAGCCUCCAACAUCGAAUGCAAAGACGGUUUAGAGGUCGACCCAGUGGUACACAAAGAGUUCCUGUCGUGGCGAGAGAAACCGGUGUUGGAGAAGAGCGAUCCGUUCGUGAGGCGCUCCUACGAGGAGGAUAUCGAUUUGUGUUUGGAUUUCAAUAACGCGGAAUUGGGGGGACUGGUCAAGAAAGCCGUCGAGGCCGGAACGAUUCUGAUAGAGUUCAUCGGCGACAAGGGCAAGGCUACCUUUCCCAAAAUGUGCGCGCUAUUGGAUGUUCCAAGGUUGUGCUUUUAUCGAAUGAAUAUCGGAGAAAACGACGACUGGUACCACAUAUCACAAAUAUGCCGAAAUAGGAUAAUUGCCGUCUGUGAUUUUUUGAAUUACCUCAAAUACAUUGAAGGAGGAUUAGUUAAAAGUUCUUCUCAUGACGUUUAUUGGGAGAUCGUUCGAUUGAGACGAAACAUGUGCCUAGCCAGGCUGGGCUUCGCCCUUUCGUAACUCCAUAUCGCCCGAUGCUCGAAACGUGCCAAAUUAUUAUUUAUUAAGGCGUUUUACUUUUAAUCCAGAUCUGAUCCAAAGAUUAAAUAUUAAACGAGAUGCUCUCCCCCCUUCUACUAUAUUAAUCUUUUGUUAGUUUUUACGUGCAAUUUUAAAACGAAAAAUUAUACACUGUAUAUGUACGAAUAAAUUUUUUUAUAUAUAAUAUAAC